GAGGAAGGGAGAGCAGCAGAGAGGUAGGGACUUGUAUUUUGUAUAUGUUAUAGAAGAUCUGUUGCUUUUUUUCCCAUCAGAUUAAGUAUUUCACAUUUUAAAAAAUCAAGCAUCCUUGAAUUUGUGCAAUGGCUUUUAGAGCAUUUACGCAAAUACGCGUGUAUGAAAAGCAAGUAGCCUCAAAAGAGAAGGACAAAAGCAGCAUCCAGUGCAUUGAGUGCUUUGACAAACAUGUGUACAUAGGGACUAGAGAUGCUACAGUCCAGCAUCUUAUCCUCCCUAGUGGAGACCAGAUAAAAGCCAGAGAAGGUAGAGUGAGGAAACUCGGCUCAAGCAACCAAGUCCUCCAACUGAGGGCAGUCCCACUUUUCAACCAUCUGCUGGUUCUGUGGGACCGGAGCAUCACAGCCCUCAACAUGUUUUCCUUAGAGCCGGUUCCUUCUCUGAAGAAGAUCCAGCACGUGUCUUUGUUUGAAGUGUGCAGCUCAUCCCUCGAUCAGAAGGCAACUUCUGUGGAGAUGGUGACUUCAUCAAGCCGCAGGAAGGUGAUCCAGAUCCACGUGGUGGGCGUGGACAGGUGGGAGGUUGUAAAGGAAGUCCCUCUCCUUCAGGAACCUGUGGCGUUGGCAGUCGAUGGUGCUAGUCUGUGUAUAGCAACCAGUGACAGGUAUCUGCUCUAUGAUGUUACGACUGGGAGGAGCCAGGAGCUUUUCCGUCAUACUCACAGCAGGCAGCGUGUCUUUGUUACACCAGCAGGGCCAGGGGAGUUCCUCUUGAACGGACCUGAACUUUUGGGCAUGUUUGUAAUGACGACAGGGAUCUGCCAGCGUCCUCCCCUGCAGUGGCCUCAGGAGGUGCUGGCAGCCCGAGUGUGUUUCCCCUACAUCCUAACCCUGCAGCCUCAAGUGCUGUCAGUGCACAGUGUGCUAGAUCAGCGGCACAAACAGACUGUGAGCCUCAGCGGAGCCAAGGGUCUGCUCUCAACAUCAGAUGGUGUGGUAGUGUUCACAGACAGAGACAUUUUCAGCCUUCAUCUGGUGCCGUUUGAAGAGCAGAUCUGCACACUUGUGAGGCUCGAGAGGGUCGAGGAGGCACUAAUAUUGCUGGAUGGAGUUAAAGGACAUCACCUACUUGAAUCACAUGAGGAGCUGCAGAAUUCUAUCACUUGCCUGGCUGGAUUUGUUCAUUACUACCGGCAGGGUUUUCCAGAGGCCAAAGAUCUGUUCAUUAAAGGUGAGCUGGACCCCAGAGAAAUCAUCCGCCUCUACCCUGACACACAGUCUGGUCUGUGCGAGGACUUCAAAUCCCAGCUUGAUCAAGCGAACAAGGCCAGAGAUCUGCAGGUGCUCUGGCAGGAGGACAGUGACACAUUUCAUCAUUACCUGCUCUUCCUGGGAGACUUUCUCAGAGCAGUCAGGGGGACGGAGCAGUGCCUGGAGUGCAGUAAGGAAGUGGACUGCGCCCUCCUGAGGCUGUACGUAGAACUGGGGGAGACUGAAAAUCUGCAGCAGCUUGUAUCUUCCCCCAAUGAGUGCAGACUGGAUGACUGUGUUCCUUUCCUGGAGAGACACAACAGAUUCUUUGCAUUAGGUUCCCUCUAUCAAAGUCAUGGAAAUCAAAAAGAUGCACUUAAGGCUUGGGUGAAAAUUGUCGAUGGCCGCCACAAAGACCCAACCUGCUCUGAUGUGUAUGGACACAUAGUGUGGACUCUCAGUCAGCUACAUGACAGUGAUGUUGUGUGGAACUUUGCAGACUGGACUCUGCAAAAUAACCAGGAGAUAGGUGUGCACAUUUUCAGCAGGCGUCCACCAGAUGCUCCAUUAGAGACACAGGAUACCCUUUCUUUCUUGGAGAAGUACCCGCUGGCGUUGCUUUUGUAUCUCGAGUUCUUAAUCCAUGAAUUGAAGAGUGAGGAGGAGAGACACCACAGCCGUCUGGCCCUGGCAUAUGUUACUCAGACGCUGCAGGAGGAAAAGGAAACAGAUUCGAUGGAGACUAGGGGGAAGUUGCAGCAUCUGCUUUGGGAAUCUAAGUUUCUUGAUGUCUCUGUUGUGCACGAGAGAAUCAAAUCUACAACCCUGCAUGUGGAGAAAGCCAUCCUCUUGAGUAGAACCGGUGAGCACACUCAGGCGCUGCAGGUGCUCGUUCACCAGGAGCGAGACCUCCAGGCUGCACAGGCCUUCUGCUGCAGGGCCGCACAAAACCGGGACUCACAGUUCAGUCAGACCCUCCUGCUCACCCUGCUCCAAAUCUACCUAAGCUCCGACGAUCUUACUAAUGCGGCUGUGGAUCUGCUCAAUGAUAACCCAGUGGCCUUUACAGCAGAGAAGGUCGUCCCGCUCCUGCCUGAGUCCUGGUCUAUUCAGCUGCUCUCCCAGUUCUUAGUUGGAUCCCUCAGGGCGACCCGCCACCAGAGGCGGAUGGCGAGCCUAGAAAAGGCUCUGAGCCAGGUGGAGCUCAUGCGGCACAAGGUCAUCUGGAUGCAAACCACAAAAACAAAGAUCAGACUGGACAAGGAGCAGAGGUGUACAGUUUGUCAAAGGGACUUUGCUGAGCCACAGUUUGCCUGCAGCCUUCAGGGUGAAAUGAUGCACACAAGGUGUAAUGACCCUUCAUCACUGUAAAGACACAGAUGGACCGACCUAUACUGUGUUUGUGCAAAUAUGUACGUCUGCCUCCUACCCGAUCUUUUCUCUGGAUCAGACAGGACAAACUCUGUACAAGGAUCUAAAUCAAGGACACUGGACCAGACACUUUCCCUGAUUAGAAAAAAGAAAAUACAUUGUGUAAAUAACAGGUUUCAAAAUGCAAACGGAGCAAAUGGUGCACUUUUCCAGAAUGGCAUGUCUGAACCGUUUCCUACAGACACCAUAGACAGCAAUAGCUAUAAAGUGAAUUGUGGAGGACACUCAGGGGCAUGUGUUCACUGAUCAGACAGCGGUGUUUUACAUGGAAACCAACUGUGGUCAACUUGAUGACCCCAGAGAAUCUGACCAUCCUCCAUCGCUGUAUAUAUGCAUUGCCACGAUCCUGGUUUCCACUGACUGUGUAUAUUUGUCUGCAUAGAGCUGCAAAUAGAAAGUCAACUGAGAGGCUGCACGUGAGAAGCUUUUUUAUAAAGCUUUUGCAUUAAAAUACAUUUAUGACCCCUGAAAAUAAUCACAAUUACAGGUUUAAAAAUAAAAAGCAAACAGGUUAAGGAAGCGCAGAGCUUGGGGUCAUUUCAGUUAAUUUGAUAAGUGUUAAAUAACAUGUUUAUGCGGUAUGGAUGGCAAAAUCUUAGGCUUUCCUCUUUCACCACCAUCCUUGUAAUAUUAGGGAAAAUGACAGAUGUUUACUCUAAAUAAUCACACAUAACCCCAGUGUGUCCACAUGUGCAGUAUAAAUUGUGUAAAUAUGCUUAAACACAUAUAAUUAAGUUUGAUGACACUGGAUUAGUAUUUAUUUUUGCUGUAAUUUAGUCAUUAAGGCUAUCCCUAACUGUGAAUGUUUCUUCAUCCUGAUGCAUUUUGGGACAGGAGUAAAGGAGACGCCUAAAUGAGCAGGAACAGUGGCAGCAUUUGGCUUGAGUCAGUGGAAGUUUUUGGCCUGGGGUGAGCUACUAAUUGCACUGUAGAUAAAUAGUGGAUCAUGAGCCUGCUGGAAAGGAUUAUUGCUUUGUGAUGACCUCGCCAACAUUUCUUCUGUUUUCUGUCCAAAUGAGUUUUCUUUUGUGAGUUCUCACUGAAGUUUCUAAAUGUUGUACAUUUCAUGUCUCAUGUAUUGUGAGGGUGCCAUGACGCCCCACAUAACAGACUACAAGAUUACACCUGACUGAAGCUUUGACUUCACAUUUCUCACUUUGAUUGUAUAAAUGUAACUUCUUACUCAUGGAAAUGAGCUGAAUCAUGCUCCAGAAAACACAAGAAAACAAGAGUUAUUUUUUUGUGUGGUUAAAGAACAAAUGCCACGUCCCUCUCUUUAUUACCUAAUCUUUGUUUGGAUAGGUUUUGAUUUUUCACGCAAGAAUACAAAACUAAAAGUGUAAAUAUAUUAGCAUUUGUAGGGUACAAACCAGUAAAUGAUGCCUAUGACCAAACCCUUAAAAAAACCUGAAGAAGAAUGUUCAAACACUGAGAAGAAGUGCAGAACUUAAGUCAAAGUAUGUUAAAAAAGGAAUAGAUGUUUUUGAAAUUUGAUCUAACCAACACGUCUCUUAUUUUACUAAUUGCUGUUCCAAAUUGUAUAUCUAUAUUUUUGGGGAAAGACAACUUCUAAGUCUUUUUUGUGCAUUGACAACAGAGAUUGAUUAACAAAGUAUUUUUCUUCAACAAAAUAACUCCCUGAUAAAUGACAGAGAACUGACUGAGGGAUGUUUUCUACAAUGGAAAAUUGACAUUUUUCACAUGUCUAAUUGGAUAAUUAUCUAACUGUGAAUUAUUAAGUCUAAAACAAUCCCUAUAUUCUGAUUUUUUGCCCCCUCACACUCCCACAUAAGCAUCUGAAAAGUACCAGCACAGAGAUCAACACUGAAACGAAAGUAAACUUCUUCCCACUUGUUUAAGUUCUUGCAGGUUUCAAGGAGUGUGUGUUCAUGCUGCUGCUCUGUAAUUGGCUGAAGUUUGGGCUGUGCCUGCUGACCAGGGACUUCUGGGUGGAUCCGAGGUCAAGAUCAUGUCCACUCCUCUCCACACACCCUCUAUCUGGCUGCUUUCAUGAUGUGUAGAACACCUGAGGUUAUACUGUUCCUCAAAAAUGUCUGUCCCAUCUUUGAUGCUGACCAACAGCCAAAAGUAAACAAAAGGCAAAAAUA
Messenger RNA from Notolabrus celidotus (New Zealand spotty), 4792 nucleotides. RefSeq names its product transforming growth factor-beta receptor-associated protein 1. The record is from RefSeq and is a predicted model, not a curated record. Gene Ontology annotation, cellular component: membrane; cytoplasm. Lineage: Eukaryota; Metazoa; Chordata; Actinopteri; Labriformes; Labridae. The transcript is spliced from 11 exons. Gene Ontology annotation, biological process: endosomal vesicle fusion; autophagy; vesicle-mediated transport. The coding region runs from base 129 to 2624 and encodes 831 amino acids. Gene Ontology annotation, molecular function: protein binding.